AUGACCUCAUCCAUUGCGGUAUUUGCUAUACCAGCGGUGCUUCUCGCACUGCUUUUGCGGUUCAUCAUCCAAUCUUUUCGCUCUCCACUACGAACUGUCCCGGGACCUACUCUCGCCCGAUUUACAGAUGGCUGGUACUUCUGGAAAGUCUGGGGAGGGUCAUUCCAAGAUGUAAACUUGGACCUGCAUAAGAAAUACGGAGCGAUUGUUCGAUAUGGCCCCAACCGAUACAGUUUCAACGAUCCCGAAGCAGCCAAGACGAUCUACGGUCUGGGCACUCACUUCCCAAAGUCGUCGUGGUACUCAGCCUGGGCAACUCCUGGCACAUGGGCCAUCUUCAGCGAUCAAUCAAUCAAACGUCACAACCAGAACCGAAAGCUCUAUCAGGCAACCUAUGCGAUGUCUUCACUUGUCCACUACGAACCCUUCGUCGAUGACUGCGCCGACAUCUUUACUCAGCGUCUCUCUGAAAUGUCCAGUACUUCAACCCAUCUCCCUGUUGACAUGCGACAUUGGUUCCAGUGCUAUGCAUUCGAUGUCAUCGGUCUGAUUACCUACGCGAAGCGUUUCGGCUUUCUGGACAACGGAGACGACGUAGGCAAUGUUAUCGGUGCUUUGGAGGACCAUUUAGGCUAUGCGACGUUAGUUGGCAUUUUCCCAAGUCUUCAUAAGUACCUAUACAAGAUCAGGAACUCGCUAGCCGGAGGAAAGGGGACAGGACGAGCAUACAUCUUGAACUUUACAAACGAGAGGAUUCGUCAAGCCCAGGUAGCUCCCAAGCCCGUCGCCGCAGAGAGUGAGGUCACUAUGGAAGACUUUCUCACAAAGUUUCUGGCGAAGCAUGCUGCCUCUCCGGAUAUCUUCACUCAAUAUCAUGUUCUCAUGGGAUGUACAUCGAAUAUGGUUGCGGGGUCUGAUACAACUGCCAUCAGUCUUUCAGCUGUCCUGUACUAUCUACUGAAGAAUCCGGAUUGUUUACAGAAGUUGAGGGCCGAGAUCGAUGACUUGACUGCACGAGGAGAAUUGUCCAAGUCUCCUACCUUUAAGGAAAGUCAGCAGAUGGUCUAUUUCCAGGCUGUCAUCAAGGAGGCGCUACGAAUGCAUCCCGCCACUGGUCUCCCACUCGAGAGAGUUGUUCCUGAGGGCGGUGCAACAAUUUGCGGAAGAUUCUUUCCAGAAGGAACUAUUGUCGGCAUCAACACAUGGGUAGCUCACCGUGAUACUCGUGUUUUUGGUCAAGAUGCCAAUUCCUUCAACCCUGACAGAUGGCUCACGGCCGAAAGCGAGAGACUCUCCAUGAUGAACCGUUACUAUAUGCCGUUCGGAAUAGGCUCACGCAACUGUAUCGGCCGACACGUCUCAAUGCUCGAGAUGUCGAAGCUGAUUCCUCGAAUUAUUCGCGAUUUUGACUUCACCCUUGAUUCUUCGUUGCAACAUCAGAAUUGGCAUACCCAGAGCUAUUGGUUCGUCAAGCCUCUUGAUUUCAAAGUUCGCAUUCAGCCACGUCUUUCAGAGAAGCAGAUGUUGUGA
This is a messenger RNA of Fusarium redolens, 1530 nucleotides long. RefSeq names its product cytochrome P450. Bases 1 to 1530 code for a protein of 509 amino acids. Lineage: Eukaryota; Fungi; Ascomycota; Sordariomycetes; Hypocreales; Nectriaceae. Gene Ontology annotation, molecular function: monooxygenase activity; oxidoreductase activity, acting on paired donors, with incorporation or reduction of molecular oxygen; heme binding. The transcript is spliced from 4 exons. The record is from RefSeq and is a predicted model, not a curated record.